Molecule: messenger RNA, 2284 nt
Organism: Neodiprion fabricii
Lineage: Eukaryota; Metazoa; Arthropoda; Insecta; Hymenoptera; Diprionidae
Gene: nclb
Product: periodic tryptophan protein 1 homolog
Exons: 11
Coding region: 179-1693 (504 amino acids)
Biological process (GO): rRNA processing
Cellular component (GO): nucleus
Molecular function (GO): protein binding
Source: RefSeq, a predicted model, not a curated record
UGAGUAGCAAACAGAUAUCUUUGGAGUUUGAACGCGUGUCUGACAUCAAAAUCAAAUGCUGCCUCGUGCGGCAUCGCACGUGUUAUCGGUACCCAAAAUUGCUUGAAGACUGUUUUUUUUGAUUUCGAAAACUAACGUAACAACUACGAAAACAACAGAACGCCAACAAUAAAUAACAAUGAAUUUUAUACCGUGCGUUACAUGGGUAAAGAGGGGAGUUGCAGCGGCGAAUCCUGAUAAGGUGCAACUUACUCCUCAAGAAUUGGAGCAAAUCAUCAACCAAACUCAGUCAGAUCUACGAGAUGUCGAAAAUGGUACAGAUGAUUCUGACGAAGAAUCAACAAACUCCAAAAAGAACGGGACAAAGAACGAAAAAAUCACUGGCGAUGGUGAAGCUAUGGAGGAUGACGAGUAUCACUUUGACAAGUACGACGAAGAAGGAGGUAACAUACACUGCAAUAUCGGAGGAUUAGCGGUCAUAAACGAAGAUGGAACAGAUCCGUAUAUUACAAUACCAGAUAGUGGUGACGAGGACUCUGAAAAAGAAGACGAUAUUAUCAAGCCUGACGAUAAUCUUGUUGUGAUGGGACAUGUUGAAGGAGAUGCUAGUAUUCUGGAAGUGUUUGUGUACAAUGAAGCAGAGGGAUCCUUUUAUUGUCACCAUGAUAUUCUACUACCAUCAUUUCCACUGUGUUUAGAAUGGCUUAAUUUUGACCCCAGCGAUGCAAAGCCGGGUAAUUUUUGUGCUAUUGGCAACAUGACACCCAUUAUCGAGGUUUGGGACUUGGAUCUAGUGGACUGUUUAGAACCAGUAUUUAAACUCGGUUCUAAACCGAGUAAGAAGAGAAAGCAGAAAAGAGUUGGACACAGAGAUGCUGUUCUAGAUGUAGCGUGGAAUUGUAAUUACACACAUGUAUUGGCAAGUGGUUCAGUAGAUCAAACUGUUCUUUUAUGGGAUUUGGAUAACGGAACACCUGUAACUAAAUUGAAUACCUUUAAUGAAAAAGUGCAAGCAAUCAAAUGGCAUCCUAGUGAAGCUCAGCAUCUGCUAACAGGCUGUGGAGAUAAAAAUGCAAGGCUAUUUGAUUGUCGAACUGAAAAUAAUUUUAAACUAUGGGAGUGCGCCGGUGAGGUAGAAAGGGUUUUAUGGAACCAUUUUGACCCCAAUUAUUGUUUUAUAAGCACAGAUAAUGGAAACAUUCACUAUAUUGACAUCAGAAACGAGAAACCAUUGUGGCUACUCUCUGCACACGAAAAGGAAGUAACAGGUCUUUCUCUUAGUACUUCUUGUCCAGGACUUUUAGUCAGCUGUUCAACUGAUAGCUAUGUCAAAGUGUGGGACGCAGUCGAUAAUAAAACACCAGAGCUUGUAUGGGAAACAAAGACAAACCUAGGAGCACUACAAUGUUUGGAAACGAGCCCAAAUAGUCCAUUUAUGUUUGCCGCAGGAGGCGAUAAUAAAUCCCACAAUUUCAAACUAUUUGAUCUACUAGAGAGCACCUCAGUUUCAGAAAGGUUUUCAAAUAGACCAAUGAAAAAAAUAGUAUGCGAAGAGAAUCCUCCCGAAGUUGAUGUAAAACUGAAGAGCAAUACAGCUGAGGUAAUGGACGUCACUGACGAAAUGAAUUCAAUGGCUUUGGGUUCAGUUUCAACUAACAGUCUUAGUAAAAAAAAGAAACGAAAUAAAAAAUAAUAAGUUUCAGAAAGAAUAUAACAUAUUAAGUCCUGUAUAUUUUUCACCUGUCGUUGCAGUCAAAAUGUACGUUUUUCUUUGGGAAACUAUAUCGAACACGUAUUCAUAAAUAUAGACUCCUGUGAUUUUAUACUGUAUAAAAUUGAUGCAAAAUGUACGAUUUACUGUUGAAACAUUUCUAUUACAAAACAGUUGAAAUAGCAGCAUAGAAAGCUGCCUGUUAAUUGUAUUUUUAAAAAGAAUAUAUUUAAGAAGAUAUAUAUCAUUAGAACGAAUAUAAUUAUACCUACUUCGCCAUGUGUCACUGUGCCAUUUCUUCAACAUCGUAAAUAUAUCAUGUAAACGUGAGUAUAAAUUUUUUAAAACACUAUUUCAUUGGUCUGGUAACAAAAGAUAUGGUUGGACAAUAUAUGUAUGUACGUAAUCUCAAUUUUUUCGAAUAAUUCAAUUUUAUUAGAUUAUUUACAUUUAAAAUCAACAGGUUACAUGUAUUCAGUAUACAAUAAUUGUGAACUCAAUUUUGUUGUAAUAAAUCGGCUGUGGAACGAAAAUUUUGCACUGUAACUUUCAUUCGUGGAAAUAUGUAUAGAA